Chanos chanos (milkfish) is the source of this 2243-nucleotide messenger RNA. It is a transcript of the gene col9a3, whose product is annotated as collagen, type IX, alpha 3. The transcript is spliced from 32 exons. The record is from RefSeq and is a predicted model, not a curated record. Lineage: Eukaryota; Metazoa; Chordata; Actinopteri; Gonorynchiformes; Chanidae. The coding region runs from base 106 to 2142 and encodes 678 amino acids.
GGAGCGCUCCGUCACGGUAAGCCGGGGGGGAGAGCAAGCAGCGAGGACAGGGAACGGGGCUCGACUUUUUCAACGCUUAACGGAGCUGAGGGGAGAACUGGAGACAUGACUAUGUUCUCAGCUCUUGGGUUGCUCAUUCUCUGCCAGCUUUUGACAUCUUCCCUUGCCCAGAGACCAGGCCCUCGAGGAUCUCCUGGGCCUGCUGGACCCCCGGGACCCCCAGGGAAAGACGGCGUGGAUGGUAAACCUGGUCCUCCUGGGCUUCCUGGGAAGCCUGGUCCAAAGGGUAAAGCUGGGAUACCAGGGACAGCAGGAAGUCCCGGACUGCCUGGCCUCCCAGGAGUGGACGGAUUGACAGGACCUGAUGGACCUCAAGGGAAGGACGGGCCUCCAGGGGAAGUGGGUGAAGCAGGACCUCCUGGACCUGCUGGGCCUCCUGGCAGGGGGAGACCAGGAGCACCAGGACUUCCAGGGGUUAAUGGUUUACCAGGUGGCGUGGGACCACAGGGACCAGCGGGACCUGAAGGACUUCCUGGACUUCCCGGUCCUCCAGGCCCAGACGGACCCCCAGGACUCCCAGGGGGUUUUCCUGAUGGCAGCGGAGACCUUUUGUGUCCUGCCAUCUGCCCUCCUGGACCCCCUGGACCUCCUGGAAUGCCUGGAUUUAAGGGGCACACAGGACACAAAGGAGACAAAGGAGAGGUUGGAAAGGAUGGCGAGAAGGGUGAUCCUGGGCCUCCUGGUCCUCCUGGUAUCCCAGGCACAGUGGGCCUUCAGGGCCCUCGUGGCUUGAGGGGACUUCAGGGGCCAAUGGGGCCAGUUGGAGACCGUGGAUUGCCUGGUUUUAGAGGCAAACCUGGCAUUGCAGGCAUCAUUGGGAAAACAGGUGACGCUGGAGAAAAAGGACCCCAAGGUUUCAAAGGGCCAAAGGGAGACAUUGGUAAAAUUGGGCCCAAAGGAGUUCCUGGAGCAGCUGGACCUAAGGGAGAACCAGGAAUGCCAGGCCGGGAUGGUAAAGAUGGCACUCAGGGGCUAGACGGAGAAAAAGGUGAUGCAGGCCGACCUGGGGUUCCUGGAGAGAAAGGGCCAAAUGGACUUCCUGGUCUACAAGGAAAAGCUGGAGCAAAAGGAGCUAAGGGUCAAGUUGGUGAUCCAGGAGAGAUGGGUGAGGCAGGACCAUCUGGAGAACCAGGUAUUCCUGGUGAAAUUGGCAUCCCAGGAGAGAGGGGUGAGGCUGGACCCAGAGGUGUUGCUGGUGGAAUUGGACCAAUUGGAAACCCCGGGCCUCAAGGUGUCAAAGGCUUUCAGGGCAUUAAAGGAGCUAUUGGAGAUCCAGGUCUUCCAGGCCCAACAGGAAUAAGGGGUGGAUUUGGAGAGAGGGGUCCAGUGGGCGCCUCCGGCCCUAAAGGAGACAUGGGUGUUGCCGGAAGUGAUGGCCUGCCUGGAGAGAACGGAGAACCGGGCCCAUUUGGACCUCCUGGCCAGAAAGGAGAGUCAGGAAAACAUGGAGAGCUGGGACCGAAAGGUGUGACAGGACCCCAAGGCGAAGUAGGAGCACGAGGAGCCCCUGGAAAACCAGGACUUAUGGGAUUCCAAGGAGAACCUGGUCAGCCUGGCAUUGCAGGGAAAACUGGAGUCCCUGGUAAACUGGCAAGUGAACAGCACAUCAGAGAACUCUGUGGAGCUAUGAUUGAUGACCAGAUUGCACAGCUGGCUGCCAAUCUCAGGAGACCUCUGGCCCCUGGUGCCGUCGGCCGACCUGGGCCAGCUGGGCCACCGGGCCAGCCCGGACCAUCUGGGUCUAUUGGACACCCUGGAUCACGUGGACCUCCUGGAUACAGAGGACUACCAGGGGACCUUGGAGAUCCUGGUCCCAGAGGUGAUAUUGGUGAAGCAGGUGACAAGGGUCCCCCUGGUAAGGCUAUUGAAGGGCCCGUGGGUGACCAAGGAGAACAAGGUCUCCCGGGAGUGCCAGGAACUAUUAAAGACGGGCGUGAUGGUGCUCCUGGAGAUCCUGGAGAGCCUGGAGAACCAGGCAGGACAGGCCGGACUGGGCACCAGGGAUCUCCCGGAAUUUGUGACACGUCAGCAUGCCAGGGGGCAUCUGUGGCUGGGAAGUCAUCCAAUCCCAAGAACCAUUAAAACCAUCGGUGUCUUCCUCUUUUGGCUCCAGGGAAAGAGGAAGAUUGAAAGUAAGGGAAAGAAGAAAAAAUGACACAUAAUUCCCUUUUCAAGUGUUUGAA